Molecule: messenger RNA, 2196 nt
Organism: Fusarium poae
Lineage: Eukaryota; Fungi; Ascomycota; Sordariomycetes; Hypocreales; Nectriaceae
Exons: 13
Coding region: 1-2196 (731 amino acids)
Source: RefSeq, a predicted model, not a curated record
AUGGAUAAAAGGUCCAUCAUCCGCGUGUUCUCCUACGAGCCAGGUACCAAAGUCACCAAGCAGAAGCGGACGCUUGAAUUUCCGAUGUCAAAGAAAGAUGACCGCCAGUUGGAGGUCAUUCGGAAACUUCUUAUAGAUCGCAAAGUUCUUGGAGCACUGGAUGUACGAAAUCCUUUCUGCGAUGCCGCUGGAGCGGAGGUCUCCGACCAGAUGACCAUUUCUGUAUAUCUUGAUCAACUUGUCGAAGAUGUUCAAGAGGGUGUUGAGUCAGAGACCCAAACCAAAGAUGGGGAAGAAGCUGCAGCGAAGCCUAAGGAAGAGGAAACCCCAAAGUUUUACUACAAGAAGUCAAAGGUUCAAACAAAGACCGACAACGCGACGCAAGAGUUUCUCAAAAAGAAACUUGAUCUAAAGCUUCGAAGUAAUCCGACUCUCAGUCCCAUGAGAGCGCAGCUACUUCAAUCAGCAUUUCAAAGUGACAAGUGGACUGCGGCGCCGGCCGCCAAGCUGUCUGUUGUGGCCGAGUUAUCCGAAAGAGACUGGAGCAUGAUUGCCAGGACCAAUUGUUUACUUAGUGGCCAACGAUUGACGUACAGCGGAGACUUCAAGGAUUCUACGGUGGAGAGAACUCCAUUCAACGCUUUCAAGAUCAAGAGUCGCACAUUCGACUCGUAUGAGAUUGUUGCUCCUACUGGACAGAAGAAUCAAGCUAUUGGAGACAUCGAAGCUCACAUUCCGCGGUUCAGAGUUGACGACUCAUCCUACGUAAAUGUCAUCGAGACGCAAAACGGCCUUCAGGCGUCAAUGGCCAAGAGCUCUUUCAGCCAGAGUUCGAUCGAAGCUUCCGCCGGUGGUGGGUUCUGGGGUGUAUCUGCUGCCGCCAAAGGUGGUGUCGCUACUAGGAAGGGCGACAGUGAAAUUACUACCAAUUCCGAAGAGCAAAAGCAAAUGCACGUUAUUUACAGCUUCCCACGUGUCACUGUCUAUCUGGAUGCAGACUCGCUCGAACUGACCGACGAGGUCAAGAGAGACAUUGCAGAGGUAAAGAGGCUGAAAACAAAAGACAGUGUCAAGAUGUUUGGGGAUAAGUACGGUCAUAUCUUUUCGCGGCGUGUUAAACUUGGUGGCCGACUCAUUUCUUCGCAUCAGAGUACGGCAACGACUGCAGAUAAAAAGGCUGAGAGUGAAAACUCACUGAAAGCUGCUGCGGCCGUCUCAGUAUCUGGAUACGGGUUUUCAGCUUCUGCAGAAGCUAGUCACGAAACCGGUGGCAGAAGCAAUACUAGUGAGACGCAGCAAGACUUUGCAAACAACAUGGCGUGGGAGGCAACUGGAGGUAACACGGUGCUCUGCAACAACCCUCCCGAGUGGUGCGGGACUGUGGGUAACUUUCGCAAUUGGCGAAUUGUCGAGCAAAGCGACAUCAUUCCUCUCACCAAGUUUAUUAGCACCUUUGAUGGUUAUGAAAGCUUAGAGCAUGAUUUUCACGAAAUAGCAGGAACAUAUAAGCUACAAAUUGGGGCAGAUGUCUAUUACAAAGUCCAGCUCAUAGACGUUGAAACAAACAACAGACUAAUUGCAGGACCUAAGGACGGGGUUAAUCCACUAAAGAAGGCAAUUAUCAAGGUAGGCGGCAGACUGGGGCACGAGCCUAAAAUUCAAAAGCUACUUCAUGACGCUUUGGAGGAUAGUAAAGCCGGAAGCGUUAAGUUCCAAGACAAGGACAGCGAACAAGAUACUGGCUCAUUUUGGGUGCUGGAACGAACAUUUCCAGCAGGAGACAUCCCUGAACUUCGAUGCGAUAUUGGCUAUUUUAUCACCAAUGAAGUAAUGCCAGAUGAUCGCAAGCACUUGGGUCUAUUACAUCCGACUUCUACAAGUGAUCCGGAUUUUCUUUACCCAAGCACCGAGGCGAACAGGGGCUAUUUCCUUCUUAGGAGACCAAAGGGAGAUCAGCGAAAAGGUCCAAUUGAAUCGGGGGACACAGUGGUACUCGAGGUUUGGAAUGCCAAUAAAACAAGGACAAUGGGUUAUGUGAUGAGAGGCAAGAUCAAUAAAAACGACAAGCCGACCGCGAACGAUAUCAAUCAGGUCCUAUCAGUCGCGCCCAAAACGCACGACGCGACAGAUAACUCGGACAGGAUAGUCGAGUUUAGAGUUGAGAUAGAUCACUUCUGGCAUCGUCCCCGACCUUGA